Molecule: messenger RNA, 4153 nt
Organism: Fragaria vesca subsp. vesca
Lineage: Eukaryota; Viridiplantae; Streptophyta; Magnoliopsida; Rosales; Rosaceae
Exons: 18
Coding region: 1-3978 (1325 amino acids)
Biological process (GO): fatty acid metabolic process
Cellular component (GO): membrane
Molecular function (GO): protein binding; glycerophospholipase activity
Source: RefSeq, a predicted model, not a curated record
AUGUCCUGGGGUUUGGGAUGGAAGCGCCCCUCCGAGAUCUUCCAUCUCACGCUCACCUACGGCACGGAGGACCCGCCGCCGCCGCCGGAGAAUCCCGCCUCCGCCACGCCUCCGUCGUCGUCCUCCGCCUCCGCGUCUUCGUCGUCGAUCUCGUCGAUAGUGUCGCAGCAGGAUCAGGAGCCGGGGUUCCGGAUCGAUCUGGAUUGGUCCGCCGGCGACGACGAGGACCAGGUGGCGCUGCGGCUCCAGUCGCAGCUCAUGGUGGCGCUGCCGAUGCCGCAGGACACGGUGGUGGUGGAGCUGAGGCCGGAGGAGGCGAAUGUGAGUGUGGAUAUGAGGGUUGUGAGGCGGAGAGAGCCGUUGAGGGCGGUUAGUAUGGCCAAGACGGGCGGGUCGGGUCAGCAGAAUGACGGUACUGGAGUCUUGACCCGGUUGUUGAGGUCAAAUUUCUCUUCGUCAAUGCCAGCUGUCGCUGAAGGUACGGCGGCUUGCGGCGUGCAUUGGCAGUGCGUCACCGUGGUCCGUUUAUGUGGCUGUGGUUUGUCGGUAUUCCCGGUAGAGUUAACAAGACUGCCUCUUCUUGAGAAGCUAUACCUUGAUAACAAUAAACUGGCACUUUUGCCUGCUGAACUCGGUGAAUUGAGAAGCUUAAAGGUGCUCAGGGUUGACUACAACAUGCUGGCUUCAGUACCUGUGGAACUGAGACAGUGUGUUGGAUUAGUGGAACUUUCUUUGGAACACAACAAGCUUAUUCGGCCUCUGCUUGAUUUCAGGGCUAUGGCUGAACUCCGCGUACUUAGGCUAUUUGGAAACCCUCUUGAAUUUCUUCCUGAAAUCUUGCCUCUGCACAAACUUCGUCAUUUAUCUCUUGCAAAUAUCAGGAUUGUGGCAGACGACAGCUUGAGAUCAGUGAAUGUGCAGAUAGAGAUGGAAAACAGUUCGUAUUUUGGUGCAUCUAGGCAUAAGCUAAGUGCCUUUUUCGCUCUUAUAUUUCGUUUUUCUUCUUGUCAUCACCCGUUACUAGCAUCUGCAUUAGCAAAGAUAAUGCAAGACGAAGGGAACCGUGCCGUGGUUGGUAAAGAUGAGAAUGCAGUGCGACAGCUUAUUAGUAUGAUCAGCAGUGACAACCGUCAUGUGGUUCAACAAGCAUGUUCUGCACUUUCAUCUCUUGCCGCAGAUGUUUCAGUUGCAAUGCAGUUGAUCAAAGCUGAUGUUAUGCAACCCAUUGAGACGGUACUGAGAUCUGUUCUCCAAGAGGAAGUAAUUUCUGUAUUGCAAGUUGUGGUGAAGCUGGCCUUUGCAUCUGAUGCUGUAGCUCAGAAAAUGCUGACCAAGGAUGUAUUGAAGUCUUUAAAACACUUAUGUGCCCACAAAACCCCAGAGGUGCAAAGGUUAGCUCUGUUAGCAGUUGGGAAUUUGGCAUUCUGUUUGGAGAAUCGUCGUCUUCUGGUUACUUCUGAAAGUUUAUGUGAACUUCUCAUGCGCUUGACAGUUGCACCUGAACCGCGUGUUAACAAAGCUGCAGCUCGUGCUUUGGCAAUUCUUGGGGAAAAUGGAAAUCUACGACGUGCCAUAAGGGGGAGACAGGUGCCAAAACAAGGAUUGCGCAUACUCUCAAUGGAUGGUGGUGGUAUGAAAGGCCUGGCAACUGUGCAAAUUCUUAAAGCAAUUGAGAAGGGAACUGGAAAACCAAUACAUGAGUUGUUUGACCUCAUAUGCGGCACAUCAACGGGUGGCAUGCUUGGUGUGGCUCUUGGCAUUAAGCUAAUGUCAUUAGAUCAGUGUGAAGAAAUCUACAAAAACCUUGGAAAACUUGUCUUUGCUGAACCUGCUCCAAAGGACAAUGAAGCUGCAAGUUGGAGAGAGAAGUUGGAUCAGCUCUAUAAAAGUUCAUCACAGAGUUUUCGAGUUGUUGUACAUGGAUCUAAACAUAGCGCAGAUCAGUUCGAGAGACUAUUGAAGGAAAUGUGUGCUGAUGAGGAAGGAGAUCUGUUGAUAGAGUCAGCAGUGAAAAACAUUCCCAAAGUUUUUGUAGUGUCAACUUUGGUGAGCAUGACGCCAGCGCAGCCGUUCUUAUUCCGGAAUUAUCAGUACCCUGUGGGAACGCCAGAAGUAGCUUUUGUAGGUUCAGAGAGUUCAGGAAUCACUGUGCAAGAACCAACUAGUUUGGGUACUGAACUUGGCUAUAGACGCAGUGCUUUUAUGGGAAGUUGCAAGCAUCAAAUAUGGCAAGCGAUAAGAGCCUCAUCUGCUGCACCAUACUAUCUUGAUGAUUUCUCAGAUGAUAUUCAUCGUUGGCAAGAUGGUGCAAUAGUGGCAAACAAUCCUACUAUCUUUGCCAUCAGAGAAGCACAACUUUUAUGGCCUGACACGAAAAUUGAUUGCUUAGUUUCUAUUGGCUGUGGUUCUGUUCCGACAAAGGUGCGAAAAGGUGGUUGGCGAUAUCUUGAUACUGGGCAAGUAUUGAUAGAGAGUUCUUGCUCUGUGGAACGCGUGGAGGAAGCCUUAAGUACAUUGCUACCGAUGCUCCCUGGGAUACAAUACUUUCGGUUUAAUCCAGUUGACGAACGUUGUGAUAUGGAACUGGAUGAGACUGAUCCAGCUGUCUGGCUAAAAUUGGAAGCCUCGGUGGAAGAAUAUGUUCAGAAAAGUUCUCUUGCACUUAAGGAUGCCUGUGAGAGACUACUGCUGCCAUUCCAAAAUGACGAAAAGUGGUCCGAGAGUUUGAGAUCCCAACAUUUCCCCAAGGCAAAUGAGGUGAAAAACCCAUCUCUAGGUUGGAGGCGUAAUGUGCUACUUGUUGAAGCUUCGCAUAGCCCCAAUUCUGGUCGAGCUUUGAAUCAUGCUCAUGAACUUGAAUCAUUUUGUGCUCGUAAUGGAAUACGGGUAUCUUUAAUGCAAGGAAUCUCAGGGUUUGUGAAGACAACACCAGCAGCAACAUUCCCAACACCAUUUCAGUCACCAUUGUUUCCUGCAAGUGUCCCAUCAAGCCCACUUUUCUACAGUCCUGACUUUGGCCCGCAGAGGGUUGGCCGAAUUGAUAUGGUCCCACCUCUGAGCUUAGAUGGUCAACCUGGAAAGGGAGCCGCCUCACCACCAAAGUCUCCUUCAGGGCCUAGACAGCUUUCUGUACCUGUUCAGUCGUUGCAUGAUAAGUUACAAAAUUCGCCACAAGUGGGCAUUGUGCAUUUGGCCCUUCAAAAUGACUCAAUUGGCUCAAUUUUAAGUUGGCAAAAUGAUGUAUUUGUGGUUGCUGAACCUGGAGAGCUUGCAGAUAACUUUCUGCAGAGUGUUAAGUUGAGCUUGUUAUCAAAUAUGCGAAACCACCGCAAGAAGGCUGGAUCAUCUCUUUCCAAUAUUUCAACUGUUUCUGAUUUAGUUGCAUAUAAACCAUGCUUCCAACUUGGAUGUAUCGUUCACCGUUAUAUGGGACGCCAAACUCAAGUAAUGGAAGAUGGCCAAGAAAUUGGAGCGUAUUUGUUUCGUAGAACUGUCCCCUCUAUUCACCUAACACCUGAUGACGUUCGAUGGAUGGUUGGAGCUUGGAGAGACAGGAUCAUUAUUUGUACAGGGACAAAUGGGCCUACGCCAACUUUGAUCAAAGCAUUUUUAGACUCUGGUGCCAAAGCGGUUAUAUCUUCUUCAAUACAGCCCCAAAAAACACAGUUAACAUUCGGGUCUACUGAUUUCAGUGUUCUUGAAAAGUUUGAGAUUGGUGAGGAGGAGGAGGCUGAGGAAGACGAAGUUGAAGAUGAGGCGACUGAACCUGAAAGUCCGGUGAGUGAUUGGGAAGAUAGUGAAAAUGAAAACCGCUCUAUCGGCUUUGGGGAUGAUGAUGAGGAAGAAGUGUCCCAAUUCGUCUGCCAUUUGUAUGACUCACUGUUUCGAGAGGGUGUGAGUGUGGAUGUUGCUUUACGACAUGCUCUUGCCUCACAUCGGAAGUUGAGGUAUACGUGCCAUCUUCCCAGUAUACAGUAGAUUGUAAACUACAUUUUAUACAUUGAAACAAAGCUUGAACAUUAAAACAAGGAUAGGAAAUAUAGAAAAGGGAAUAAGAACAUAGUCGAGCUUGUGGAUAUUAAGAAAAUAAGAGGGAACUACCAAUUUUGAGGCUUACAAUCAGAAAAGAAAAUAGAAAUGUUGUUGUUUAGUU